Molecule: messenger RNA, 548 nt
Organism: Prorocentrum cordatum
Lineage: Eukaryota; Dinophyceae; Prorocentrales; Prorocentraceae
Source: the annotation of a GenBank genome assembly
CCCACCUCGGGGGGGGUCAUCUUCCCGCACCAGAGCCAUCGUGUCCACAGGGCCAGGCCUCGGAGGGCGACACCGAGGGGACGCGCCUGGGCUCAACAAAAAAAGCGGAUCGUCGGAGGGCUGGGAAUUCCUGCCCUCGCCCCCCCCCAGCCCUCCCACCUGGGCCGCGGACGGGUGGUGGACGGCAGGCAUGUGCCUCCCCGCGCCGUCGCUGCGCCCUGGCGGCCUUGGCGGCGCCCCCGGCCUGGGCAUGGGCGGCCUGCCCGCUGGGCUCGCGGGCUUGAUGCGCCCGGGGAUGCCAGGAGAUUCCCAGGACUCGGAAUGCCCGGGAGGCCGGGCCUGCCGGGGCUGGGCGGCAGCUUGCCAGGUGGCCUCCCUGGCCUGGGCAUGCCGCGCCCCGGCGGCCUGCCUGGCCUGGCUGGCCUGCCAGGCCUGCCAGGGAUGCCCGGCCUCGGGAGGCCCGCAGGGCUGGGCCGCAUGUGAGGCGCUCGGCGCGGCGCUCGGCGCGGCGGGCGCGCGGCGCGCGGGGCUCGGCAGGGAGAGGGAGG